Molecule: messenger RNA, 2386 nt
Organism: Caenorhabditis angaria
Lineage: Eukaryota; Metazoa; Nematoda; Chromadorea; Rhabditida; Rhabditidae
Source: the annotation of a GenBank genome assembly
AUGGGUCACAUUUCCGGCGGCAAACAAUGCCCGAUGGUUAUUUUACUGAAAUUGUUUUUACAAGUGAGUUUUUUGUUAAGUUUGAAGAAAUCUAUAAAAUCUUUGGAAAAGCUUCCAUUUUUGUGAAAAAAAUUCAUACUACUUUAUUUUUUGAAAAUCUAAAAAUUCUGAUAAUUCCACAAAAAAAACUUGAGAGAAUAUUUAAAUUAAGUAUAAAUAGGCAAGGUUUUUAUCCCAAAAAAUCAACUUUUUUUCCAGAUAACAGCUACAGUAUCCUCUCAAUUAGCGAAUUCGAUGACAGUAUCUUUCGAACCGAAAUCAUUGCAAGAUCUAUCGGAAUAUUCUAGCACUGAUGUUAAUGUUACGUUGAGAUUUCCACAAGAUAUUUUCGAGAAAUCGGAUAUUGAAGAAUAUUAUUUGAAGUUAGAGUGAGUUUUUUAAUACUUAUUUAUCUUUACUACAUUAGUUCAAUUCUCAUGAAAAUUGUAAUUUUCUAGCUCAUUUCACCCGGAAACUGCAACUGGUGACAUAUCAAAAACAAUAAAAAAGUCGGAUUUCCGCCUGAAAAAUUCACAAUACGAAAAAGAGACCGUAAUCCAAGUCAACGGGAAUUUGUUGGGAAAAACUGCGAUGAAAAUUCGAUUGGUUUCGGCGAGCGAUUGGUUGGAAACAAAUGAAACAGAAGAGGAACAGGAGAAUUUUGUGGAUAAAUUGAAAAACGAAAAAACGAGAGAGGGAUUGUUUGAUGUUUGGGUUGUAAGAUCAGCCGAAUCUCGACAACUCACCAAAUAUUUUGUGCUUUCUGUUGUUAUUUUGAUCUCAAUGGCAAAUGUUAUGAUGGGUUGUGAAGUGAGUUUAUUUUUUGCUUUAUAGAUGGAAUUAGAAAAAAACUAAUUAAAAUGAAUUUUCCAGCUCGAUCUUGAUGCUGUAAUUGCAACACUCAAAAAACCAGUUGCUCCAGCAAUUGGUCUUUUUGCACAAUUCAUAAUUAUGCCACUUUUAUCAUAUCUCAUUGCUUAUGCUAUUUUCAUGCCACGUGGAUUAUAUUCAAUGGCUCUUGGUUUAUUUGUAACUGGUUGCUCUCCAGGAGGUGGAGCAUCGAAUUUCUGGACACUUUUAUUAGAUGGAAAUUUGAAUUUAUCAGUUACAAUGACAUUUAUUUCAACAAUGUGCUCUUUAGUUAUGAUGCCUUUAUGGUUGCAUUUUCUUGGUCAUCCAUUCCUUCAAGGUUUCUCAUCGGAUGCAACUAUCAAAGUACCGUAUACCAAAAUUGUUAGCUCAUUAAUUGCAUUAAUAAUCCCAUUGUUAAUUGGAAUUGCGAUCAAAAAAUGGAAACCAACAUGGGCUGGAAAAGCGAGAGGAGUUAUGCGACCAUUUGUGAUUUUUGUCAUGAUUUUUGUGGUGAUUUUCGGAUCGCUUACCAAUUUAUAUAUGUUCCGUAUGCUCACAAUUCCGGCUCUUAUUGGUGGAUUGGCACUUCCGUGGUGUGGUUUCAUGUUUGGAUGUUUUGUCGCGUUGUUGACAAAAAGAGCACCGGAAGAUGUGACUGCAAUUGCUGUUGAGACUGGAAUUCAGAAUACUGGUAUUGCUAUUCUUUUGUUGAAGGUGAGAAUUUUGGAAAUAAAUGAGAUGAAAGAAAAUGAGAAAAAAAAUACGUUUCAAAUUUUUGUCUUGUGUGCAAUUUUGAAAUAAUAGUAAUCAAAUUUUUUUCAUAAACAAAAAAUGUUAUUGUUUUCUCGUUAUCCAAAACAUUUCGUUUCAAAAUUGUUAGUUCAAUUUUUUUCCAAUAUAUUCAAAUUCUAAGAAAUUGUUCAGAAACUUUUUUGUAAAGGUUUUAUUAGUUCAAAAAGUAUUAGAAAAAGUUGAUUUUAGGGAAGUUUCGUUUUUGUAUCGCUCUACUUUUUCCAUAAAUCAAUAUUGCAGGCAUCAUUUGGUCAACCAGAUGCUGAUAUUGGAUCACUUUUACCUGUAAUUGUUGCUGCUUUUACACCAGGACCAUUGUUGCUUGGAGCUGCUGUACAUUUGACAUUUAAAGCUAUGCGAAAACGACAACAAGCUGUGAGUUGAAUUUUUUAAUUUGUAUUUUUAGUUAGAGAAAUUCAAAAAUUAUACUCUUGAAUAUUGUUCGGAACCUGAAAUUGCUGGGUAACUUCUCAAAAAAUUUUAACUAUCAAUUCCGAAAAUAUUCUCAAUAAAAAAUUACCGUGAUCCUCAUUUCCAGGCUCUCGAUAAUGGAAGUGUUGAAAAACAAGCAAUCGAAUUGGUCGAUGAAAACAUCGAAAAUCCACGAAAAUUGAAAUUGGUCGAUGAGAAUCUUCUUCCUCCAACAGUUCAUCAUAAUCUUCUCACCACCGAACAACCGCCGCCUGAAAUAGAAAGAAAUUGA